AACAGCUGAGAACCGGAGUGAUCCUCGCGCCCAACUCCCUUAGAGCGACUCUUCAAAACUACUCUCAGAAAGGCUUCUCGAGAAUUUACAGAGACGAAGCGAUUGCGAGAUGGAAACCCUAAGUGCUACUGCUACGGUCAUCCCUUCAAUCUUCUCUCCAAAGCGGAAUUUAUCCACAACAACAAGACCACUUCGAUUCGCCAUUUCUUGCAAAAAUGAUGAAAGCGAUGACGAUUUCCGAUCCAAUUCAAAUGACAUGAACAUAGUUCCUGUUUUCAAAAAUCGCUUCUCCCUUUCUCCCCUUUCUAGGGAUGCCGCCAUGGGUUUGGUUCUGAGUGCGGCAACCGGAAGGGGUUGGACGACUGGUUCUGGAAUGGAAGGCCCUUCUGUUCCUGCUGGGGUUGAAAACGAAUCUGGCACAGAGAAGAUCUCGACCUUCCCUUGGUCCCUCUUCACCAAAUCGCCUCGUCGGAGAAUGCGUGUGGCCUUCACCUGCAACGUCUGUGGCCAGCGGACAACUCGUGCCAUCAAUCCCCAUGCUUACACCGAUGGGACCGUCUUUGUGCAGUGCUGUGGAUGCAAUGUAUUUCAUAAGCUUGUCGAUAAUCUAAAUCUGUUCCACGAGAUGAAGUGCUAUGUUGGCCCGAGUUUCCGUUAUAAAGAUCCGCAAGGAGAUGUUGGUUUCAAGUUUCUGGACAUGGAUGACCAAGAUGAUGAUAUCUUCCCCCUCUUAUAAAAUGAAAGAGGAGAUUUAUGCGGUGUGUACAUUCAUGGCCUUCCUUUCGCUGCACUGGAAACUAUUUAAUCUCCGUUGUAAAUAUUUCAUUUAUGUCUCUUCUAGGUCUAUUGGUUCUGUUGGUUGAAAGUCUCACUGGCUACUGUAUUGUUUAGUGGCUCCUAUUUUCUUUUUGUAGCAACAUUACUUAUUUAGUGUGUAUAUAAAAAUAAUAAACAUUGAAAUAGCAGUUCGUAUGAUAAGUCUGAUCUAUUACCGAUGAUGGGUUUGUUGUAGUCUCUUUCA
This is a messenger RNA of Telopea speciosissima, 1021 nucleotides long. RefSeq lists its product as uncharacterized. Gene Ontology annotation, biological process: protein stabilization; protein folding; protein import into mitochondrial matrix. Gene Ontology annotation, molecular function: zinc ion binding; protein-folding chaperone binding. The transcript has 4 exons. Gene Ontology annotation, cellular component: mitochondrion. Lineage: Eukaryota; Viridiplantae; Streptophyta; Magnoliopsida; Proteales; Proteaceae. The record is from RefSeq and is a predicted model, not a curated record. The coding region runs from base 110 to 736 and encodes 208 amino acids.